UAAAAAUCGUAUAUAGUGUAUUGGAAUACUCUUGUCGGUAAAUUUAUUUUUGUUUUCUUUUUUUGUAUAAGAUUUAUGGGUUACUCCUUAAAAGCACAUUCAAUUAAAAUAUACCUACAUCGAAAAGAUAUUUUUGUUUGUUUAUUUUUAGCCACGAUGAAAAGAGUAAACUUUGAUGAAACCAACGAACUUCCUCUAAACGUUAUUUCGAGUGUAAUGAAUUGUUUAACAUCGUCAAAUAACUUUCUUUGGUUAACUGGAGCCGACGACAAUUUAUCCACAACAAUUGGUGGAACUAUGUGCUGUAAAAAUACAAUUAGUCCUGAAGUUCUCUCUUUGGCUCCUCCGUUAAUGGAUUUUGAAGGUGAACUUAUUUGGUUUGAAAAUAGGGGGAAUGGUAAUGAGAUUGUAUCAUAUGAUAACUCGAACUGCAUCGAUGCAUACUCUAAACAUCUUUUAACUGUCGCAUUUUGCCAGCCAUUAACACCUCAGGAACAAAAAACAUUAUUGGAAGAAGUUGCUAAGCAUACAAACUUUAUUUAUCAAAUAGGAUUAACUCCACCUAAGUUGCCCCAAUUAGUAGAGAAUAAUCCACUUAUAUCAAUAGAAAUCUUGCUAAGGCUUAUGAAAACGGUGGAAAUAACGGAAUAUUUCAAUGUUUUGGUACAAAUGGACAUAACAUUACAUUCAAUGGAGGUUGUUAACAGGCUCACUACAUCAGUGAAUUUACCUACAGAGUUUAUACAUUUAUAUAUCAGCAACUGCAUUUCUACAUGUGAAACCGUUAAGGACAAAUAUAUGCAAUCUCGUCUUGUGCGUUUAGUUUGCGUUUUUUUGCAGUCACUAAUAAGGAACAAAAUAAUUAAUGUAAAGGAAAUAGUUCCCAGGUGAGGGUAUCAAAAAGAAUCCGUGAUGGAGAAUCUUAAUCUGAAACUGAAAAUCAUCUUGCAAGUCAUUCUCUUCGCAUCGCAAUCGCGUGCCAGAGAGUCGAGUAACGAACGUUCGCAGCUGCUUGCUGAAAAAAAAUUCAAAACCUGGCAAGUAUGCGCUUGAGAGUCGAGUACGGAGCGUAUGCAGUGUCUUGAAGAACAAAAUAUUAGAAAUAUACAAGCUCGCACUAGGGCGUCGAACUCUGAGCGUUCCCAACGCCUUCAUAAUCAGAGAGAAAGACAACGGACAGAAAAUACUAGAGGUCGUAAUCAGGUAUUAGCGCAUUGCAAAUAAAAUUUAAUUUCAUGUUCGAAUUUUACUUAUUUUACUUUUUUUUAAUGAACUCACACAAAAAACGGGAAACGUAUACACAUAAGAAUGUAAAAACUUAUAACUUUUGAAAUGUUUAUUUAAACCCAAGCGAAGCCGGAGCGGUCUGGUAGUAAUCAAAUAAAGAUGGAAGACCAAAAUUGUUGGGCAGAUAAACGUCAAUGCAAUAAGUACAGUGAUACCGUUGUUUAGAGUCAAUAGAGGAUAGUAUAAAACCCAUUAAGGACUGCAUUAAAGAUGUGUCUCGUUACAUAAGAAAGAAGUUGUUGUGCUAUAGUUUGCGAUGCUACAGCGAGAGCAUUCAUUAGCGGCAUUCCUGGUCAAACAUCUAGAAAUGGUUGCUCAAAAUGUACACAAGUUGCAUAAAAAAAUCAAUGGAGUUUUAACUUUUAGCACCUACUCCGGUGUAUUGAUCACUGAUAACGAUUUUAAAGGUAGAAAAUGUAUAAACCAUCACGCCAAGUUAUACUUAAAUAAUAAAUCCGUUUUUGGAAAAGUUAAUGCGUCUAUGGUGUCUGAAGUUCCAUUAGAUUGUAUACAUCUACUCGUAAUAGAAUUAGAAGUAAUGCGUAAAUUUUUAAUAAGAUUAGUUACUAACAAAGUUUUAAAGUUCAAAUUGCUUCAGAGCUGCCUAAAUUAUUGCAUUUUUAAUGAUUUUGUAUUGAGUUCAAAAAGUCCAGACAAUUUUUGUUAUAUUAAAGACAAUAUUCCAAUUGUUAUUCAAUCGCUUAGUGAAGAAGGUCAAAAAAUUAGAAGGAAGCUAAAAAAUAUUCGUUGUUUUCUUUACGAACCUUUAGAAUCAGAAUCGAUAGGGAUAUAUAUAGUUGACUUAGAA
This is a messenger RNA of Zeugodacus cucurbitae (melon fly), 2095 nucleotides long. It is a transcript of the gene Not11, whose product is annotated as CCR4-NOT transcription complex subunit 11-like. The record is from RefSeq and is a predicted model, not a curated record. The transcript is spliced from 5 exons. Gene Ontology annotation, biological process: negative regulation of translation; mRNA catabolic process. Lineage: Eukaryota; Metazoa; Arthropoda; Insecta; Diptera; Tephritidae. Bases 76 to 891 code for a protein of 271 amino acids. Gene Ontology annotation, cellular component: CCR4-NOT complex.